Molecule: messenger RNA, 1458 nt
Organism: Aspergillus udagawae
Lineage: Eukaryota; Fungi; Ascomycota; Eurotiomycetes; Eurotiales; Aspergillaceae
Exons: 3
Coding region: 1-1458 (485 amino acids)
Source: RefSeq, a predicted model, not a curated record
AUGACCCGACAGAAAUCGCCUCAAUACAAAGCAAUCAUCUUUGACCUAGGGGAUGUCUUUUUCACCUGGGACGCCCCCAAAGACACUGCUGUCUUGCCCAACCUCUUCAAGAAAAUGCUUACCUCGCCAACCUGGUCAGAUUACGAGCGCGGCAAGUUGAGCGAAGAAAGCUGCUACGAGAGACUGGCCGAACAGUUUGACGUUGACUCGUCGGAAAUCGCGCGCAGCUUAAGGAAAGCACAGCAGUCUCUUACCACAGACGCAGCAAUCGUGAGCCUGAUAUCAGAGAUCAGAGCGUUGGCCGGACAUAUUGCCAUCUACGCCAUGUCCAACAUUUCCGCCCCAGCUUAUGCAGCUGUGCUCCAGACUCAGCCCGAAAUGGGCAUCUUUGACGGAGUGUUCCCGUCUGGAUGCUAUGGGACGAGGAAGCCGGAGCUGUUGUUCUAUAAGAAAGUCUUGCAGGAGAUUGCAGUGCCGCCAAAUCAGAUCAUCUUUAUUGAUGAUCAGCUAGAGAAUGUAGUUUCUGCGCAGUCAACAGGUAUGCACGGCAUUGUCUACACCGGUGCGGGUGAGCUCAGUCGACAGCUCAGAAAUCUGGUGUUGGACCCUGUACAAAGGGGUCGAGAGUUUCUACGGCGCAAUGCUGGGGCAUUGUAUAGUAUCUGCGAGACUGGUCAAGUCAUCCGGGAAAACUUCUCGCAGCUGCUCAUCCUAGAGGCGACGGGUGAUAGAAGCCUGGUCAACCUUGAAUAUCAGCAGCGGAGCUGGAAUUUCUUUCAAGGAGGUCCCCCUUCUACGUCGGAAACAUUCCCAGAUGAUGUCGACACAACAUCCAUUGCCUUGAUGAUUCUCCCUGCCGAUGAUAACACAGUCAACUCGGUUCUCGGCGAGAUUUCCGAGGUAGCUAAUGACGAGGGCAUUGUAAAUACGUACUUUGACCAGACCCGACAGCGAAUCGACCCAGCAGUCUGCGUCAAUGUCCUCCGUCUCUUUUAUACCUACGGCCGGGGCGCCACUCUCCCAUUGACCCUCCAGUGGGUGUCCGACGUUCUUGAGCAUCGUGCGCACUUACAUGGUACGCGAUACUACCCCAGCCCGGAGGUUUUCCUCUACUUUGUCAGUCAACUCUGCCGGUUCUCCAAGAGGGAACCGACGCUGCAGCUGCUGGAGACGUUGCUCACGGAUCGCCUCAAGGAGCGCAUUCAGGUCAAGGCAGACACUCUGUCACUGGCUAUGCGGAUCCUGGCAUGCUUGUCUGUGGGUAUAUCACAAGUUGAAGUGGAUGUCCGAGAGCUGCUCGCCUUGCAAUGCAAGGAUGGAUCGUGGGAACCCGGCUCGUUUUACCGGUUUGGGUCGUCCAAGAUGAACGUUGGUAAUCGAGGUCUUACGACUGCGUUGGCGACUAGGGCGGUUGAGUUGUACCAGGGGACUAGAAUACGCUCUAAGGGCACCGAGUAG